Cladocopium goreaui is the source of this 2439-nucleotide messenger RNA. Lineage: Eukaryota; Dinophyceae; Suessiales; Symbiodiniaceae. The record is from the annotation of a GenBank genome assembly.
AUGAAGACUCUUUGGGAACAUCUUUCCGGUCAAUCGACUAUCAUCGGGGAUAUGAGCCGAGCAUCCCUGAUUGAUGUCAUUUCCUUUGUAGCCCUCGCAGACAAGACACGUCGAACUCUGAAAAAAAAGUGGGGUGAAUUGCUGUCUUCUAUGAUCACGUGCCUGCGGAACUCCCUGGCCCUCUUCAUGGCUUCAUGCAUCAAAAAGGAGGCUACAAGGCUUUGUCAUGCAGUGCCCGACAUUGACUCGAGGGCCAUUCCUUCAAGGAGAUGCCGCAGCUCAGGUGGAGCCUCUGACAUGUCUACUCCUGGUGGGCACAACAGCUUGGUGGUGUUUGAUCCACUCAAUGAAGGUGAUGACGGUGCCACAGAGCAAGCUACAAAGUCUCGCAAGUCCAAGGUACUGGUUGACUUAAAUGCAAUUUGGCAGCUCUAUGAGGAUUCAAUGACCACAAAUGUCAGUUUGCCCACACUUGCAAAGACACGCCGGAGGGAUCGAGCAGCUGGCAUGUCUGAAGCUUCGGUGGACUAUUGGAUGAGAAAGAUUCAAAACAUAUAUGGUCGACGGUCAGCAGUGUCCAUGUCAAACUGCAGGUUUUUCAGUGUUGCUUGCGAUGCCAGCAGGCACAGCACCAGAGACACAUUGGUCUCGACAGUGUUCUCUGUGGAGAACAAUGUUGGGGUCUAUGCCAAUGCACAAGUCCUCAAGUCUGGAGGGAAGCUUCUUGCCCCUGACGAAGCCAUCCUUGAUGAUGAAGUGGAGCACCUAGCUGCAACCCGCGAGAUUGACCGGCUGGCUUCGUACCGCCUCAUGCAGGCCAUUAGCUUCCAGCUAAAGUUCCUCACAUCCAAGACUUUGAACUCAUUUCUGCUGGAGCACCCAGAUCCCCUGGCUGUAGCUUUGGCACCUUUGACACCAGAACUUGUCAGGGUGGUCAAGCAAGACGCUGGAGGGACAAGGGUGUACCUGUGCAACAAAGUGACAAAGGAAAGCACACUUGUGGACCUGUCAGGAUGGGAUCCGCUGCAUCGCCUCAUCAAUGACAUGAAACAUGCCAUGACCUUCGGCCCGAAAGAUGGAACUCACUGGCUGGAAACAGCACUUUUGUGCUCAACUUAUGUCUUCUCCUUGAACUACAAACCAUACAAGGGUGGCAGCUUCCAUGCAGACAAGCGAGAGCUUCCGGACCAUUUCCUCCGCACAAUGACAGAGGAUGUUGGCAUUGGCUUUACAAGUUUGACCUGUCAGGACUGUGACCUUUUCAGUCAGUACGCCUACCUGAUCGGCCUGGACACUGGUUCGCGCAUCUGCUCCAGGGAAGAUGUGGCAAGCCUCUUCCAGGACCUUCCAGCACACCUCGAAUCAUGCAGACACAAGUUAUCACUUGUGAAGAGCGGAAGAUGGUUUAGCUGGCAUGGGGCAGCCGAAGAGCACAUGAAGGAAUGGUUUGCGUUUAAAAUGUUGCUGAAGCACCAAUAUCCAGAAGUCGAAGAUGUAGACCAGUCCGAGAAAAGCUUCAAGGAGCUCAGGAGCGACUCAGGGGGAUUGAAACUGGCUUUGAAAGGCAUGACUUUUCAAAACUGGCUUGGCGUCAGAAUUCUUCAGGUCGGAGGAAGGCCCAUGUGGAACUGGUGGACAAAAACCGUCCAGGAAAUCAAAACCCCAGCUGACGGGCUGAAGGCUUUCAUUGUCAUGAGCCAACACUGGAGGUCCGACUUGCAGUUUCGAGAGCUUGUGGGUUGCCUGCUUGACAGGAAGGAGAUUGGCAUGGUGACAAAGUAUUGCUCAGUGAUGCAAGCCUGUCCCAGUGGUUUUGUCAAGCAGUUGUGGUACUACAUUGUCGGCCUCAUGUCCAAUCGAGCUGCUUCCCUGUGCAAGCAUGAAUGUGCUCCUUACUGCUACGCUACGGCUCUUUUGGAUGAUGAUGCAGAUCCACGACAAGAAGCUGCCGCGCAAAUGAUGCUCGCAGACUGGAAAGCAUUGUGUAUGAUUGAGCAGUCAGAAGCGGUUGGGGCACAGGAUCUAGCAGUGGAGAUGCAGAACUGCAUUUAUCCACCCACACGUCUUGCCUUUUUGUCUUUGGAAACCGGAGAUCGACCAGGGGCCUUGGAGCUUCUUCGGGCUAUGCUGCAAUCUUUUUCUGAUACCAAGGUGAUCGAAGACUUACAUCAGCGAAUCAGGUGUGACUCUUUGAAGAACCCAAAUCGGAAACACACAGCUCUCGAAGUCCAAAACAUUGUCAUGACCAGCAAAAUUCUGGAGACACGGGGCAUAGCGCACCCAGCUGCGCUCACCAAGAAGAGUUUCUUGAGCAGGUGGAAAAAGGCAAAGGCAGAAAAACAGAAGAGCAAAUUCCACUGCGCCAACGAAAAGCUCCCACUUACUACAGUAAGAUCAUGGCCAGCAAGUCAUGGCCAACACUGUCUCCUGAAACUUUGA